Molecule: messenger RNA, 2190 nt
Organism: Fomitopsis serialis
Lineage: Eukaryota; Fungi; Basidiomycota; Agaricomycetes; Polyporales; Fomitopsidaceae
Exons: 4
Source: RefSeq, a predicted model, not a curated record
GUGGACCAACUCCUAGAUUUCUGGAACCCUGGCGUGUUCUUUGAGCGCACUGCGUUGUACGAGCGGGGUCGCCUUGUGCGCUGUGCCCUUGUCCCCCUGAUAUGCGACCUACCGGCUGCGCGGCAAGUUUCGGGGCAUGGAUCUGCAGCAGCCACAUACUUCUGCAGUUUCUGCAAGCUCAAGAUCGACGACAUCGAAAACCUGAGCCCAGACAGUUGGCCUCUUCGCAAUGCAGGCGAACAUCGUGAGGCUGCGUCGCGAUGGAAGACAGCCGCCACGCCUGAAGAAAGGUUCAGGGUUUUCGAGGAAACCGGCGUUCGAUGGUCGGAGCUUCUACGCCUCCCCUAUUGGGACCCUAUCCUAUUCACCGUCAUCGAUACGAUGCACAACCAGUAUCUUGGUUUGCUGAAGACUCACUGUCGCGACAUAUGGGGCAUGAGUGUUGAGUCGGGCGACGGUGAAGGACACACGAGUCCCUCGCACAACAUGCCGAAGAAACCCUCAGAGCGCGAGAUGAGAGAUGGGCUGUAUUGCCUCUACAACGGGACCAUGGCCGAUCUUGGGUCGUGCAGCCGAGCUGUGUUGUGGCACCUUUGCUUCAGGUUGGGGCAGAAGCGCUCUCACAGCGCGAAGCGCAUGUUGAAGACCCUGAAGACCUGGGUACAGUAUCGCGCCAACGAUGGGCCGGGCAUGCUGGGGAAACUCAUGAAGGGCGAAAGAGUCUUGGGCAGAGAUGUCGAAGCCAAAGUCCUGGCUAGCAGUGCUUGCAAAGACGCCCUAAUCGCUAUGUGCCAAAGGCGCCAGCUGUCCGACUCUGGCUACAAGAUUGAGCUGGCACAACGCCUCGUCGCAUGGGUAAGCAGCCUCAUGCAUAGCUUCGGCAGAACUGAGUGUGCCGGGCUUAGAAAAGCAAUGUGCCCUCGGACUCGUAUCUUCCACCGCCAGCGGUUGGAUCGCAGCCCCUUCGCCGUCCUGGGGCGCGAGACUCUUGCCGAGAUUCAUGCGGACAUGCUGCGGACGGAAGUGCCUUCUUGGGUGGACCCAGCCCCUAAAAACCUAGGGACGAAAGAGCGAGGGAAGCUGAGCGCCGAUCAAUGGUUUUCUGCCUGCACGAUCAACUUCCCGUUCACCUUGAUCCGGCUUUGGGCCGAUAGCUCCAGCCGAAAGCAACAAAUGCUCAUGAACUAUAUGGAUCUGGUCACGGCGGUAGUGGUCAGCAGCAUGCUCGAGAUCUCUGAAGACCACAUACGAUUAUACGAGGCUUCAAUCAACCGCUACUUGUCGUCUUUACAAACUCUAUAUCCGGAAGCAGAUCUCCGUCCCAAUCACCAUUUGGCACUCCACGUACCGUACUUCCUGCGGUCUGGUGGGCCUGUACAUGCGCAACGAACAAAUUUUUCGGAGCGCACAAAUUAUCUGUUGCAAAGCGAGAACACCAGUGCUAAAUUUGGGGAGAUUGAGUUGACAUACAUGAAAACCACUUGCCGUGCGUCAAAUCUCAGGGCCCUGCUCCAAGAGCCAGAGAUACGCGGUACCGUAGAAGAGUUUGUGGACGCCUAUGAUGGCUUGUUUCAUGCAAACAAAAGAGGCACGAAGUUCCGCGAUUCAAUGUUGGGGAUGGGAUCUCCCCGAGCCGAAGGAGUUCCUGGCAGGCGGAUGAGAGUCGUCAUGGUUGAUGACAGGGCGUUUCGGGCAUUGUUGGCGUUGCUGAAUCAGGACGCCGGGAAGGACGUCUACGCCGAUGCGCGCGAUAUCGGGUCAAAUCGCCUACAGCUGUACAACCGGGUGGUUGACUGCGCCAGCGUGCAUAUAUCCGGUGUCUCCUACAAACCUGACAGCCGAUCAUCGAAGGAUAGCAACAUCAUUUUCCAGCUCAGCAGCGACAACCGUGUAUCUUGCGCAGGUCGAAUCAGGCAGAUCUUCCAGCAUACCAGGCGCGACUCGCGAAACGAGAAGACGACGGAGACAUUUUUGGUUGUAGACCGCUUCGAAGAGCUUUCAACGGACGAUAUCAGAUGGGACCACUACCGCACAUUCCCUCACGUUGGAGGCCGCCUUUGUUACAACAAGAUUAAGCCUGACGUCCUUGUGAUUCGGCCGGCUCAAGUAUUAUCUCAUUUUGCGAAGACAUCGGUCUGUGUCCCGCGGAUCUCGCACGAAUGCGUUCACGUGUUGCCGUUGGAUAGGGUG